This is a messenger RNA of Nipponia nippon (crested ibis), 1843 nucleotides long. Lineage: Eukaryota; Metazoa; Chordata; Aves; Pelecaniformes; Threskiornithidae. The record is from RefSeq and is a predicted model, not a curated record.
GACAUUGUCAGCGUCUCCAGCCAACUUGGAAUGAUUUGGGAGAUAAAUACAACAACAUGGAAAACCCGCAGGUCUAUGUUGUUAAAGUGGAUUGUACUACAGAUACUCCACUGUGCUCUGAAUUUGGCGUCCGAGGAUACCCUACCCUAAAGCUGCUUAAACCGGGACAAGAACCUCUGAAAUACCAAGGCCCUAGGGACUUCCAGGCACUGGAAAAUUGGAUGUUGGAGAAACUAAAUGAGGAACCAUCUGAUCCAGAAUCUGAUGUGGAACCACCAAAAGCCCCUGAACCUAAGCAGGGAAUGUAUGAACUCUCAGCAGACAAUUUCAAGAUGCACAUAGCAGAAGGUAAUCACUUUAUAAAAUUCUUUGCCCCUUGGUGUGGGCAUUGCAAGGCUUUGGCCCCAACCUGGGAACAGCUGGCUCAAGCCUUUGAGCAUUCAGAAACUGUCAAGAUUGGCAAGGUUGACUGUACCCAGCAUUACGAAGUCUGCUCUGAAACCCAAGUUCGUGGCUAUCCCACGCUCCUCUGGUUUAGGAAUGGUGAAAAGGGUGACCAGUACAAAGGGAAGAGGGACUUCGAUUCCUUAAAGGAAUAUGUGGAUUCCCAACUGCAGAGUUCUGGGAAAGAGCCACCAGCAGAUAAACCCACCGAAGCCCCACAGCCACCCGCAGAACCCACCCGUGUUGAGCAGCCUGUCCAAGCUGCAGUGCUCUCUCUCUCUGAAAAAGACUUUGAUGCAACCAUUGCUAGGGGGAUCACCUUUAUUAAAUUCUACGCUCCAUGGUGUGGUCACUGUAAGAACUUGGCUCCAACUUGGGAGAACCUUGCCAAAGAGCAAUUUCCAGGUUUGACUGAUGUCAAAAUAGCAGAAGUAGACUGCACUGUGGAACGUAACGUCUGCAGCAGAUUUUCUGUACGUGGUUAUCCUACGCUUCUGCUUUUCCGAGGUGGAAAGAAAGUCAGUGAACACAACGGAACGAGAGACCUUGAAUCACUGCAUAGCUUUGUCUUGCGGCAGGCAAGGGAUGAGUUGUAAUAAAAGUCUGGAUGCUCCCUCCCUGGCUGUCUUUGUACCGUAGCUGAGGGAUUUCAAUCAUUGCUAAUUUUCAAACAGUGUAUUUGGGGGUGGGGGUGGGGAUUGGGGCUUUUUUUGUUUGUUUGUUUUUAGGAAAUUGAAUGUACUUAACAUUGGUAUCUUCCCUCUGUGUGUGUGUGUGUGUGUUAAAGACACGCUACGCUGUGCGUGAAGGAAAGCUAACAAGUAGUUACUGUGCAAACUGAGAAUAUUUUCAGCAUUGGUAGUAUUACUGCAUUUCUGCGUUCCCGCAAUGAAGUGUAAAUGGUUUCCUUUGAGACUAAAAUACAUUAAGAAAACCAACUUAAGGGCACCAGUAGAAUAUUUUUGUCUUCAAGUUAGUUAGAUUUGGUUAAAAAGUAAUCCUUACAAACUGCCCACCAUUACUAGAAAGGUAAAAGCUACAGCUGCGUUGAGUCGCUUUUGCCUCUACGACUGUACUUAAACUCUACUUGUCUUAAUAUAGCUGCUGGUUAAGAAAUGGAAAGUCAUGGGAGGCUGAAAACACACACACCUUCGGAAGAUACCAGGCCACCGUGAGCUGGUUGUUUCCUGUUAAUCCUCUCAGCAUGGGAGGUCUGGCCAUAAUGGAAGCGAUGGUACUGUAACACGUGCCUGAACGUUACUGAUGCCGUACUGUACAUGUGUCAGGUGGAUUGUUGUAGGCUGCUUCUGUCCAGCUCCAGGGGAGUAACUAUGCUCUACUUAUAUAGAGCCACGGUGAACAGGCGCCAUUAUAACUGCUCCGUUAAUAUUACACGAUC